CGUGUGUGCGUUCAAUAUUCGAGUUUUCCGACCAACGUAGUUUGUGUAGUUUGGUUGUAGUUGGGUCGGAAUUUAAUUGGUGGUGGAAUGUUUGAGAAUAUGCAGCUACGAUUUAAUUUUACACAUUUAUAAUGGUUUUGCAAAGGCAUGAAAACUUGUUUUACCUCUACCGAAUAUCAUGUACUUUGUGGGAAGUGAAAUGAUUCUGAAGGUCAGAUAGUGGCAAACUGUUUGAGCGUCUUUGUAAGGAACGCUACCGCCAUUUUCUCUUUGUCGGUUGUACCUCGUUUUGUUGUAACGUUUAUGCUUCUGAUUCAUAUUUAUUCUACUGGGACCGAAGGAUUGUUCAGUGCCGAAAUACCAGGAAAAUACAGCAUAUGAAAGGAUGAUAUCUGUGUGUUUUGCUGCGUCUGAAAUAUGAAGUUCGAACCUUCUGAAGCCGAGCCGUUGGAGCAUUUAAGAAUCGUUAACUAGAAGGUGGUACACCAGGAAUGAUGGAAUCUUCUGUAGUGGAAGGUGAAGAAUAUUAUAAUCCAGAAGGAAGUGAAUGGACGCAAAAGGUCGAAAAUGGCCAAUUAUGCCGUGUGUGUGCCAGUGCAAAUGAGUACCUCAUACCCAUUUUCGAUGGGGAAGGGUUGGAACAUGAACUUGGCAUGAAGAUUCAAAAACACCUUCCAAUCAAGGUGACAGAGACUGAUAACUUGCCUCAGCAGAUGUGUUACCAGUGUGCGUCUACAUUAAUAGCUUGGCAUGAUCUUGUCAUUAGUUGUGUAGAGGCUGAUAAGAAGUUGAGAGAAUUACAAGUGGAAGGAGAAGAAGAUGAUUAUGAUGACAAGGGUGCUGAGGUAUUUGAAACUCCAUCUCUAGACUCUGAAAUGACAGAUGAUGUUCAGGCAAGCACAUCUGAAACACAAAACCAGGUUUCAAAGAUCAAGUCGCCGAAGAAAACGGCUGUUAGUAAGGAGAAGAAACCAAAUUUGAAAAUGGUCCUAGUGAAAGGACCACCACCUGGCUCAUCUGGACAGAAGACUGCUUCAAAGACUCAGGUUGCAAAGGCCCUGGAGUUAGCCAAAUCCAAAGACAGUGCCAAUCAGGAUUCAGCAAGUGAAAGGUGUCAGCUUUCUCCUUUGACAUCAUCCUCAACAGAGCUACACAUUCCAAGUACAUCAAGGAUAAAAGUUAUGGAUGAAGAUAAAACUCUUUCCCAGCAUGCCUAUUUUGUUGGUAUUAAGUCUGAAGAUGAGUCAGUGAGCACAUCAGAAACAGUGUGCUGUUUCUGUGGCUUGUCUUUCCCACAGAAGUGUGACCUACAACUUCACCAUCUUCCGGUUCCUACUCUAUGUGUUCUGAAUUGUAAGCUAUGUGACGAAACUUUCACUGUAAAAGAUGACUUCCUGGAACACAUAAAAGGACAUGGCGUUAAGUUGCAUAAGAACAGUGUUAUGUGUUUUUACUGUGGUCUUUGUUUUUCUCAAAAGCUAGAACGUGACACACACAUUUCUUUAGUCCAUUCAAACAACAAGUUGCACUGUGCAGAGUGUAGUGAAGUUUUUCAAUGCAAAGGGUUGUUUUCUGAGCACAUGCGAUGCCACAAGAAUCUGAAGGAAAGAAAAUCAUCCGGGUUGUGGUCAGAAUAUAUAGGUAUCAACAUUGUUAAAAGCACAGUCAGUCAUGAAUCUACACAAAAAGUUAAAAAAGCAGGGGGAAAGUGUAAUAAACACUCAAUAGAUGAUUCUACAGUGAAGGAAUGCACAUGUGAUGUGUGUGGGAAAAUGUUCGCAAGGAAUUUUGACUUAAAAAGACAUAUGGAGAUUCAUGAAUCUCAUAGAAUGUAUGUGUGUAGUGAAUGCCCCAAAACUUUUAAAUCCAAGGGGAGUUUAAGAGAGCAUGAAAAGAACCAUAUAUUAACAAAUGUUACUGCAGAUGAGGCUCAGAAAGUAGGCUGCCAGUGCAAGUAUUGUGGUCGAAUCCUUUCGAGGAAGUAUGACCUGAAGAGACAUAUGAAAAUUGUGCAUGGUCCUAAGCAGUCCAAAGGUGCUUUUAUAUGCCAACGACAGUCCCCUGUAAGUUCUGUUGGAUUGAAUUCUAAUAUAAAUAAAGCUGUGGAUAAUUCCAGAGGUCACUGGAAUGAGCUUGAGUCUGAGAUGCAGAGUGUUCUUGAAGAGCAUGAGUCAGAAGUCACUGAUGCUGCAUACAGUCAAAACUCUGAGGAAAGGUUUCCAUGUGGUAUUUGUGGGAAGUCAUACACAAGGAAGUAUGAUGUUAAACGACAUGAAAAAAUACAUGGUUCGAGAGAUAUCACACAAGAAGAAUGCGAGAAUAAUGAGAAAGUUAAAGUAAAACGUAAGAAAGCUUAUGAAGAAUUUUCUAAAUACAACCUGAUGCCACUGAGUGAAGAAGAAAUUUCACAUGCAAAAGUUGAAGUAAAUGGUAGAAUAUUGUAUCGUUGCAGCUAUUGUGGGCAGCAUAUAAUAACUAGAUACACUUACGUUCGUCAUAUCCGUAUUCAUACUGGUGAAAAACCAUAUCCUUGCCCUCAGUGCGGAAAACAAUUUCGUAUUCAGACAUUACUGAAUCGCCAUGUCAGCGAUGUACAUGAGGGCAUCAAGAAAUACCAGUGUGAUAUAUGCGGUAAGAAGUUUUCCAGCAGUAGUGCAAGAGUAGAACACAAAUUCAUCCAUUUUGAAGAACGCUCUUUCAUGUGUCAUGUCUGUGGUAAGACAUAUAAGACCAAGGCAUGUCUCAAAAUGCAUAGUAGAUUUCACAAAGCUGUUGGAGAUUUUCAGUGUCAUCAUUGUGAUAAAAGAUUCAAAACACGUCCAAACCUGAAAUCACAUAUCAUGAUACACACAGGGGAAAAACCCUAUGCUUGCCAAUUCUGUGGAAAGUGUUUUCGAACAACGCAUGAGCUUAAAAAUCAUGAACUCAUACAUACCAACACCGAGACAUUCCAUUGUACAGUAUGUGGGAAAAAAUUUUCACAGGAACGAUACCUUAAAAAUCAUCUGAGAAAUCACAGAACACAUAUUACAAAAACGAUUGGAAAUAGGCAAUAGAAUGUUGUGUAUGGACCUUUUGUAAGAUUAAAGUACGUUGUAAAAUUAGGUUUAUUACAAAUUGAAAGUUUUAUGUUAGGGUCCUGCUAAAAUAAUUGAUGGUUCUCUAGCUGUCAAAGAAAUUACUUGCUUUUAUGGAAACCAAAGGUACUUCACUGUGUAUACAAAAACCUACCAUUGGCCCAUAUCCCAUAUAUUCACAGCUUAUUUUUCUGAUGGGUAUUUUAAUAUUAUUUGAACUUUACACCUUUGUUACCCACCCUCCUCUUGAGAUUUGCAAACCUUUUAUUUUUUAAUUUCUUAUUGUCCUCAUUUCUCCAGUUUUCAUCUUUUCAGAACCUGUUAUGAUUUAUAAAUCUGCAUAAAUUUAAAUGGAAAAUUUUAUUGAGAACAUUGUUCAUUUUGAUAGAAAAAGAACUGAGUUGCUUCAGUUUCUGAGGGUUUCCAGCAUGUGGGCGAGAGUAUGGGGACAGACAUUGUUGUGCAACAACAGAUUUCCCUCUGGCAGUCUCCCUCUUGUUUUAGAGCAGAUUGCAUGCUUAGCCCCUUCUGAAGCAUGUCACAAUAGGUUGCACUUAUGAUAGUUGUUCCACAUUCGAGGCAGGUCUCAAGAAUUAGGCCCUUGAGAAUCCCAGAAGGUGGUCACCAUGAACUUGCCUGCUGAUGGUUGCGUUUUGAAUUUCUUUGCAACAGGAGAUGACAGAUGCUUCCAUAGCAUGCUCUUCCACUUGGUUUCUGGUUGAUAAUGAUGAACUCAUGUUUCAUCACCUGUGAUGAUCUGUUGCAGAAUGUUGUCACCUUCUUAGCAAUAAUGAGCCAAAUGGCAGGAACAUGUCUAGGUGCAUGCACUUACGCUGCCUACGUACCCACAUGGCACGCACUUUGUGGAGCUAAAGGUUAUCAUGCACCACAGAAUAGGCAGACCCAGUACUAAUAUUCAGUUUUUUUUGCAUUUCCAUCAACCGCCACUCUUUUCAGAAUUGCUGGGGUUUUGGUCUUUUUCCAUCAUCCAGUAUUCUAGAGACUAGAAAACAGGUUUCAGAAACUAGAUCUAUUUCCAUCCUCAAGUUAGGGAGGAAGACAUCUACUCAGUUGGGUCCCGUAGAAAGAGCUAAGCUUGAGCACUCUUCUGUUUUGAAGAAUCAGUUUCCUAGCUCUUUUUUCAUUCUGUGCGGUUGUGACUGGUUGGACAACCCAAGCGCUCUGCAUCAGUCACACUCCUAAAGCCGUUUUAAACAUUUAAAUCCUCUCAUACACAACUUUAUAAGAGAGAGCAUUGUCCCCACGCUGAGCACGCAUGCACUGAUGAAUUUGUCCACCUAGUACACCAUCUGCCCACAAAAAAAAAUAUCACAGAUCUUUGCUCCUCCCUGGUGUGAUUCUGAAGUUCCGCUGUUAUGUUCAUCUCUUCAUGACAAGUCUCACGCUAACUGCAAGGUCAACAGGCUUGCCUUGCUGACUAGUCAGAUAACACCUAACAGUGCAUCCGUCCCUCCUGUUCUUCCCAUUUUCUUCAAAAAUAUAAAAGUAGAAACUUUUUUGAAGAAAAAGCUUCUGUGAUUGUGAACUACACAUGUAAUUUGUCUGCCCUUGAUCCUUAUCUGUGUUCUCUUCCAUUCCAUAGAUAUCCUGAAGAGACUACUAAAUGGGUGAAGUACGUAUUGAGAAAUGCUAAUCUAACAGGUCUUCCAUUACAUGUGAUUUUUGUAGGAAAGGUGUCAUUGUUUGGUCAUUAUAAUGUGUACAUGUUAAACACAAAAUAUGUGACUUAAGGUUGUACUGGACUGGCAGUGAUAUCUGUUUACUUUAGUUUUAUGUACUUUACUUGUUGGCUGAGAUGAUAAUGCUUCUGUCUUGUCGACAGGAGGUGUCAGGUUUGGAUCUUGGUUGGAUCAUUCUAGUCUCCUCUGACAUGUUUCUUCUGUUGUCAUUUUCCUCAAUUACUCCAGGCAUGUGCUGGGGUAGUACCUCGUAUUAGGCCAUGGCUGCUUUCUUCCAUGUCCUUGCCAGUUUAUCCCACUCUUUGAUACUGUAUGAUCUGAAGUACUGACAGUCAGAUGGUACCUAGUAAAAUUCAGGUUUCUUCUCUUGGGCUUCAUGACAGAUUUGUCUCUGAGUUCAUAACUCUGUGUAACCAACUAGUUGAUGAAUGUUUUACUUUGGUUGUUACUUUAGGUGAGCUGUAUGGUUACGUAUUGGAAGCUGUAACAUCUCUUCAUCUGGUUUUUCAUUUGUUCUCUACCUCCCAAGUUUGAAUCUAGGCCAGGUUACCAGCUAACAUGACUAAGAUUUUCUUAUUUUUCCUCAGUUUCUCAAGCUUAUUAUGCUAUCCCCCCCCCCCCAUUUGAAAGAACAAUGUUAAAUAAGAUAAGUGAUCACCCGUUUAGUUUUGUUGUAAGCUUUUGGGGAGUUAUGAAUUGUGUCAGAAUUGUUAGUUACAAUAUUAUUACCAAGAAUAAGAUUUUCUGGCCUGUGUACAUUAAAAAUCAGUUUGUAAUAUAUGUAAACUUUAGUUGGAUUGUGUGGUAGAAAUUAGUUUGUAACAUGUAUGAACUAUAGUUAGAUUGUGUGUUAGUCCAUGGAGUGUGUUUGUGUUACAUUUCACACUAGUUGUACCAAAAUGUUCACACUUUAGAUCCUAAAUCUGAAUUCCUGUGAAGACAGAGGGCUUUGGUAUGUAGAUUUGGAUUCUGCGUGACUUCCUAUUCUCUCAGUACAUAUAGCUCCCACCCAACACAUUCUCUCUCCUGUCUCAAAUUAGUGAGGGAUCAAGAUGAAUCCAGUAAAACUGGAAUAGUUAAAAGUUAUUAUGCUGUCAUUUGUAUUUAAUCACACACAUGUAAUAUUGAGGCAGGUUUAAAUUAAAUGUGUGAUACUGGAAGAAUACCUGGUAAUAUGUGGGAAUUCAAAUAAAUGUUCUGUGGUAAUUUCUUUUGAGUUAUUGCCUACUGUAUUGGAACUGAUUUAACAAACCGUGACAUAAAUAUGUACUCUUCCACUCUCCUUUCUUCAACAUUUGAGCUCUGCAGUCGAAUUUCUUUUGUUAUGAUUUAGUGGUACUAAUAUAAAAGCUUAGAUUUAAAUAAAACCAUCUUCCAUGUCUCUUCUUGAGUUUGAUUUGUGUGUUGUAUGAGCUUUACUUUCUUUUAUUUAAUAAUAAAGUACUUGUAACUUCAUAGGAGACAAGAAAAAUGUUUUUAUAAAGUUACAGAAUACUACCACAUAAUUUCAUCUCCUUUUAUGUGAGUAAAAAUGAGUACCAGAUAUCUUCCUGGAGGUAAAGGGCAGCCAGCAUGUAAGGCUGACAACCCCACUGCCAU
Molecule: messenger RNA, 6376 nt
Organism: Cryptotermes secundus
Lineage: Eukaryota; Metazoa; Arthropoda; Insecta; Blattodea; Kalotermitidae
Product: gastrula zinc finger protein XlCGF57.1
Exons: 6
Coding region: 492-3056 (854 amino acids)
Biological process (GO): regulation of transcription by RNA polymerase II
Cellular component (GO): nucleus
Molecular function (GO): DNA-binding transcription activator activity, RNA polymerase II-specific; zinc ion binding; RNA polymerase II cis-regulatory region sequence-specific DNA binding
Source: RefSeq, a predicted model, not a curated record